Mesorhabditis belari is the source of this 558-nucleotide messenger RNA. The record is from the annotation of a GenBank genome assembly. Lineage: Eukaryota; Metazoa; Nematoda; Chromadorea; Rhabditida; Rhabditidae.
AUGAACCGAGUCAAUGGGACAAAGGUCGAGAAGAAGCGAGUCGUCCAAGGAAAAGAGCUACACUUUAAGAAGAAAGGACCUGCCACGAUUCUCAGCGACAACGGAACCAUCGAGUUGUGCGACUCGAUCAGCAUCGCCGAAUCGAGCAGCAUCGAAUCACCAGUGUUUGCACGUCUUCAGCCUUUGGACCAAAGAGUCGACCCAAUCGAUAAUGGAAAUCAGUAUUAUGAUUUUGCGCGUUUGAUCGCCGUUGGUGGAGACAUGAGCUUUCUGAUUAGUCGACAGCAAUUCAGGAUUGAAAGGGACCGGAAAACCGAGCGUACUUAUUUGAUUGACACAAGCCGAAAUGGGACUUUUAUCAACCAGGAACGUUACGCGAUAGGAGAGCGAGUCCUAUUAAAUCACUGUGAUGUGAUUUCGAUGGGAAAAGCCGAACUGUAUUUUUGGAUUUACGAUGAGCGCCGAUACAAGGACCUUCCCCAGAAAUUGGCAAACAAAUAUGUGGUCUCGAACGUGGAGCUUGGUCAAGGAGGAUAUUCAAAGGCAGCGACAUUGUGC